AUGUCCGUCUGUUUAGCUAUCACAAAGGGGUUAGCUGUCACUUCUUUAGGUAUCAAUACCGGUCUGUUGACUACCACAGCAAUCGUUUCGAAUGCCACACCAAACUCUAUCUUAAAACAGUUGUAUUCCACGUCAAAUCCGAAUAUUGCCAAGGCGGUGGGACAUGCUCUUUGCCACGUUGGUAUUGCAUCUGUAUCUUUAACUGCAUUAUCAUCUGCAUUAUUUGCAGCUAGUUUUUAUUGGUCCCCACCAAAAUGGCAACACCCUUAUCUAUUAUAUGCAAUGGUUGCAGCUCCAUUAUCAACAGCUUAUCUAUAUUUGAUCGAAUAUCUAUAUACUCCUUCUACAGAUGAUGAAUCAACAGAAGAAGAUCAAACCUCUGUCACACCUGAUGAAAAAUCCCCAGAUUUGGAAUCCUCUCUGGUAGAUUUAGGAAGUUCAGUGCCUACCCCAUUCAAGCAUCCACCAAUUACUGCUGAUAGCGGAGCCACUUGUCCAUUUGCUAAUAAGAAUAACAAGAGCAAACAAAACAAUACAUCACCAGUUAUGGAACCAAAAGAUGAUAAGUCUGUCUCAUUUACUCCACAUUUCUUUAUUGCUAGUUUGAUCAGCAUCAUCGGACUAUUCCAAUCUGUAGUAGGUAUCUACGGUGAAGGGUUAUUUAUCUAA
Molecule: messenger RNA, 669 nt
Organism: Henningerozyma blattae CBS 6284
Lineage: Eukaryota; Fungi; Ascomycota; Saccharomycetes; Saccharomycetales; Saccharomycetaceae
Gene: ATG33
Product: Atg33p
Exons: 1
Coding region: 1-669 (222 amino acids)
Biological process (GO): autophagy of mitochondrion
Cellular component (GO): mitochondrion
Source: RefSeq, a predicted model, not a curated record